AUGUCAGAGGUUUUCUUCAAGCAGAAAGUCAUUUUGUUUAUAUCUAUCUGUCUAUCUGUUCAUAUUUAUCUAGCUACUUCUGACUCAUCAUCUAUCUAUCUAUCUAUCUAUCUAUCUAUCUAUCUAUCUAAAUCUGUUCAUAUUUAUCUACUUCAGGCUGUUCAUUAUCUAUCACAAACUGCAUCUUUCUUUUUUUCUUUCUUUCUAUCUCAAGGAGCUCAACAGUUGACGACAUUUUGCGGCUAUUUUUUGGAAGUCGUGGGACAAUUUAGGACUAAUUUGAUGUACAAUGGAGAUCCGAGAUGUUUGGCCAUUGACUUAAUCCCGCACCACUUGACCACAGUCCUGGCCUGGACACCUUCAUCUGAUACCGUUGCGACGAUGACGAGUGCCGCUCAAUUGGCUGUGAAUGCUUUAACUGCCAGCGAGCAGCUUGGCAAUAGCAGCAGCCUUUCAGUAACGGACUCGGUCACCAGCAGCAGCGGUACAGGUACCAGUAGCAGUGGUGGGGGUUCCUCUGGCAAGUCAUUCAAAUGCCAGUUCUGUGCCAAAGAGUUCCCCAAGUCCUGCAACCUGACGACCCACCUGCGCACCCACACUGGCGAAAAGCCUUACCUGUGUGGGGUGUGUCAGCGGGGCUUCUCCCAGUCGGGCAGUCUGCACGUCCAUCAGCGAACGCAUACAGGUGAGAAGCCCUACAAGUGUCACUUGUGUGACAAAAGGUUCGUGCAGGUCGGCAGCCUUAGCGUGCACCUUAAAAUUCACACAGGGGAGCAACCGCACCAGUGCCACCUCUGUCAGCAGAGGUUUGCACAGUCGAGCUCCCUUCGUCGGCACAUUAAAAUACACAAUGGUGAGAAAAAUUACAAGUGUAAGUUCUGCGCCAAGGACUUUGUGCAGUCGUCGCAGCUUGUGAAGCACACGCGCACGCAUACGGGGGAAAAGCCCUAUGCUUGUAAAUACUGCGAUAAGCGGUUUUCGCAGUCCAACUCCCUCGAAAUUCAUCAACGCGUGCAUACAGGCGAGCGGCCUUAUAAGUGCGACUUCUGCGACAAGCGUUUCCCUCAGUCGUCCCUGCUGACCCGUCACAUCCAGGUACACACGCGCGAGAACUUCUGCAAGUGCGACUUCUGUGACAAGCCAUUUCCGCUUCAGAGCCUCCUGGACGAGCACAUGCAGCUACACCGUGACAAUCCCUUUGAAUGUGAAUAUUGCAACAAAUGUUUCUCAAAGGCAGCACGCCUCAUGGAGCAUCUCAAAGAGCAUGCUGGCGAAGAGCCCUACCGGUGCCGGUUUUGCGACAAGACAUUCACGCGCCACCGGAACCUGUGUCAGCACCUCAAAUUCCACACCCGGCAGCGAGCUCUCGUCUUCCCGCAGGUCGAGAAGUUCUGGGAAGAGCUACAGGACCCAAAUGGCGUCAAAACCACUGCAUCGCAUGCAGCCGUGUGUGACGUGCUCACUCAGUCCUGCUUUAAGGAUGAUAAUGACCUGUUUAAGACGAUCGCGGCUGGGGCCCUCCGCGAAAAGAUUCAUCCAGGCGACACAGACACUACAAGUAUGGAGUUGGCUGCUGACUUAGCAACUUGCUGCAAGAAUGAGCAACAUUUGGAUGCCUGCGAUGCGGCUGCUACUUCAGCUGCUGUGGCAGCUGCGGCAGCUGCCAAUCGAAGGAAUGGCUAUCCGCCACGGCUGGAAGUAGAUGUUAGCCACAAGAAAGCAGCCGGGCUGUCAGCUGAAAUCCAUUGCUGCGAUGACCAAGACAACCCCAGUGUCUGUGAUAAUGCCACCGAUGAGAGCCAAGCCGCAGCUGCCGCGAUUGACCAGGGCUAUAAGCCACUUCAGGUUGACCUUCAAAUGUCCGAGCAGGCCAUCGGACAUGGCGAGAAGACAUGUAAAAUGCUGUGCACCGCAGACACAGACCCAACGCCAACUGUUGUGCAUACAUACAUUUCCAGCUGUCCCGAGCAAGGGCACAUUACCGCUGAGCUACCAGCUGGUGCCAAAGCCAUUGACCCUACUGCUGUUGUUACUGCUGGUGCCCCCUACCAGUGUGGUGAGACCAUCAUUACAGCUAAUGCUGUGUUUGAUGGCAGUGUCCUGCCCAAAACUAGUGGGGCGUGUCUGGUUAGUUUACGCACGUGUGAGCCCAGUGUAUUUACUAGUGCAACAGCCGCAGCAACGGCCCCUCCACCUACCGUCCACCUGGAACGGGCCAUGAGUGCUGAAUUGGCUGUGGUUGAUCAGUUGGUGUCCCACAGCCAGACACCUGUCAGACAAAAAGAUGGCACAGCCAUGGAUAUUGGCAAGCCAAAUUUGUUUGAAUGUGACAUGGACAUCAAACUGUAUUUGCCUGAUCGGGGAGAGGCUGCUGGCUCUGCUCUCUCUGUUACAACGGCUCACCCAGUGCAGUUGCAACAGCAUCCUCACCAUGUUGUACCUCCUGCCCCACAACAAGCUGUGGUCCCUAUAACCCAUCCUCCUCUCCCCUCACCAGCCACUGUCCAUAUCCCUGCUACAAUGAGAGAUACGAAACGAAAAGGCACUGACCUUUGUACCUUCACGUGCAAAGGUAACAUGUACACAAAACCGAAUGUUAAUACCUUGCCCUCAGAUUGUGUGGAAAAGGGACGUAGUCCAGGCUCAUCUUCCCCUCCCCUUUCAUUUUUUUUCUUUUUUCCUCUUUUUCCCUCCAAGAAAUUGUCUUGA
This is a messenger RNA of Acanthosepion pharaonis, 2709 nucleotides long. The record is from the annotation of a GenBank genome assembly. Lineage: Eukaryota; Metazoa; Mollusca; Cephalopoda; Sepiida; Sepiidae.